UAAGAAGAACUGAAUUCGCUAAGGAUGGAUAUUACAGUUCAAAUAUCUAUUAAUCAUUAUACGCGGUCGCUUAAGAGAACUCUAUAGAAGCCAUCACAACUUUACAAGUACUUUUUAUGAAUAGCUGAAAUUCAGUGAGAUAUUUAUAAACAAAUGAUUGACAAAAAGAAAAGAAAAAAUGUGGAAGAUAUUUAUUGUGAUAUACGUGCUUGUUGAAUCACAUGGUUUAGUUUGUGCAAACUAUGAGCCGGUGAUCCUGGAACCCAGGAAAACAUACACAGCGCAACUAAAUGGUACGGUGUGCUUGAAAUGCCAGCUCAAAACACAAUAUGUGAAUAACAGCCAAAAAAUAUUAGUAUAUUGGACAAAGGACGGAAUUGUUCUUCGUAAGGCAAGAGACAGCCGUUUUCACGUCCUUGCGAAUGUUUGUUUACAGAUCAAGAACUUGCAGUCGUCCGAUCACGGAAACUACUCGUGUCAUGCCGUAAACAGUUACGGUACAGCGCACGCUUUACGCGUUCUUGUUGUGUCUAACCGAAAGAGGAAUGGUGGAACGACGACAACCAAUAAAAAUGGGACUAACGCUGGCAAAUGGCAUCCGAUGUUUGACGAUGAACUAAAAGUGCUUGAAAAGAACGUGAAAAAAAGAAUCCGUGUUGGCAAUAAAGCAAAAUUUAAAUGUGCUAUUGUGGCGACUCCCCCGCCCUUAGUGAAAUGGUACUACAAUGGGAACUUGAUCCAACCCUCUGACGGUGUGAUCAUCAGAGCAAGGAAGAAGAAAAAUUUGUUAAUUAUAUCGAGGUUUGCAAAAGAUGACGUCGGGAAAUACACUUGCGUCGCUACGAAUGGAAAGAAGACGGUGAACAUGUCCUUCCUUGUCGAUGUGUAUGAACCGUUGGUGUUUCAAAAAGAAAAUUUUAGCUGGGUGCUGAAGCCUGGAGAUAACGUCACCUUGCCGUGUGCUUUAGCCGCCGAUAAAGUGGAAUAUAUUCACUGGAGUCGGCAAAUAAACAACCGACACGAUCUCCAGAAAGACGUGAACCGUUCUUCACGGAGCUUUCAACUCUCUCAACAGCAGCACAUUGUUAACGGUACCAUCGUUAAUGAUUAUAUUCUGCUUAAUGUCAGCGAGAGAAUGCAUGCAGGGACGUAUACAUGCCAGGCUGGUUUUUACGGUGAUAAAGUGUUAACAGACGUGAAAGUGUAUCAUCUUUCUUUUAGCAGAGAUGAAAUAACUCCAGUUGAAAUAGAAAAAAAACCAGCGAGUUUGUUAACGGUUGCAAUUUCUGUUUCUGGUGGAGCACUUUCCAUCAUCAUCAUUUUAUUUUGUGUCAGGUGCCGACGAAAGCAAACCAAGCUUCUAAGCAGAGCAGAACAUUCGAAAUACGAUCGCCGUGCCGAUGACGAAGAAGAGACUAUGUCGUUGAAAAUUUUACCCGAGUAUCCGACAGGCUCCUUGACCAUUCAUCGGAAAUCGACGGAGGAUUCAAAUGACAAUAUUUAUACAACGAUAAAAAAUACGAUAGAAUUUACCGAAUUGGGAACCCUUGAAACUAAAAUUGUUCAAUCACCACAAGUUAAUCAAAGCGAUUCAAAUUUCGAUCCAAAUAAUUUAAGUAGAAAUAAUAGUAGCAUUGAAACUACGGCAGCCGAAAAUUGUAUAGACGGUGUAUUUUGUAACGACAAUUUAAAGGGCUGUGCGAAGAAUACGUGGCCUGGUCAAAGACUUUUACCGGGAGAUCCGGAGUACGAAGGAUUAGGCGAAGAAGAUCGUUUAAUUCCUCGGAAAAAGAGACCGUGUGAAAAUAGUGAUAUAUAUACAAAAAGAAAAGAUGACACAAAUGAGCGGACUAAAAACCCCAUACAUCACUCCCACUGUGGUGUUUUAGACGAUGAUAUACCGCCGCUAAUAAUCUCGCAUUCCCCACCUGAGGAGGAGGACAAGUUAUUACAACGAGAAAUGAAAAUGUGGGAACCUCUCAUUAAAACUAGUAAUAAUUCAUCUAUAAACAAUGACAUGAACGAUGUUAGAACAAGUAGCAAGAUAUUAUCGCCUCGUUGUCAUGAAUUGGCGCCUAGUAACUCAAAACAUACGAAUCAUUUAGUUCUUUGAAACGCCUUUACAAAAGGUUGCUUUUAUAAAGCAGUUUUCUUUCUUUAACUUUUUUACUUGUUUGUUCAUAUUAUGUUAUCCCUUGUUCUGUUUACAUUGAUUGCUUUCCAAUUUUCUCAAUGCUUUAAGCCCCUUUUACACAGCAAAAAAACUUUUUUUACGAAACUUCUUUUUUCAUUGUCUAUCGUGGUGUUUCGUUGACUCUUCCUAGUGUGGAUUGUACUUUCGUGUGUCCUGUAAUUAUCAAGACAAAUUCCCCCUAUUAUUAGCAUAUUCAAACCGGACUUACGAAAAAAAUGUUUAUUUUCUAUAUAUAUAUACAGUAAAUUAUUUACGACAUAUAUCGUCAGAAUUUGUAAAUGCAGAAAGAUGUAAAUUCAUCGUGUAUAGAGUAUCUUGUACAUAUCUAAGAACUGAAACAGCAAAAAACAAUAGCAUAAAUAAUUGUGUAAUUGAUUUUAUGCAGGUUGAAA
Messenger RNA from Hydractinia symbiolongicarpus, 2586 nucleotides. Its product is annotated as muscle M-line assembly protein unc-89-like. Bases 179 to 2113 code for a protein of 644 amino acids. NCBI's taxonomy places the organism in Eukaryota, Metazoa, Cnidaria, Hydrozoa, Anthoathecata, Hydractiniidae. The transcript is spliced from 7 exons. The record is from RefSeq and is a predicted model, not a curated record.